UAAUUUGUUUGUAAAGUACAGUAGUUAAAGUCAUCAACUGCAAUGUUUUCAGUUGAUAACUAUAUAUUAUAUUUGUCUUUUAAUUAAUGGAGCUAUAACUUUAUGAGAAUUUAACUAGUGCCAAGACAAAAUUCUAGUGCAACGAAUAUCUUUGUCCACUUGUGAUAAUGAAUCCUCUCGACGUAUCAUACAAGUCGUUAGAGCAAGGGCAGUUCCUGAAAGUUACAUUUUCAAUUAAUUUUAAAAGAAGAGGUGAUCCAUACACAGCAGAAUUUAAAAUAGAUGAUGUAGUUCAAGUACGUUUUAAAUUUGAGCAAGAUACAACUAGGGGUAGUGAUGGUAGCCCAUGCUAUGGCUAUGGUGAUGGAGAAAUAGGACUAUUGGUCUUCAUGUCAUAUAAAAAAUCUGACACAGUGAAAGAUUUUGCUGUUAAAUUAAACAUGAAGUUAAAUGAUUUUAACUACUCGGAGCAAUUAAUUUGUCCUGAAACCUGGACUGAAUGGAUAGAAGUGGGUAAACUACCUAAAUUAAAGAGCAAUUCAAAUCUUCUCCUAGAAGUAAGUAUGGCUGUGAGCAAAGCAGAAGUUAUUACAUUUUCCAAGCUGUAUAAUGAUACAAUCACAACUGAUAUCAAAGUCAGUACAAAAGGCAGCAAAAAUCCUAUUCUGUUCCACAGGAGCUGCUUGCUAACACACAGUGAUUUCUUCAAGACACUGUUCCAAACCGGAGAUUUUAUUGACAAGAAAGAUUUCGAGAUUGGAGAAAAAGAUGUGACAGACCAGACAAUACAGCAUUUAAAGGAUUAUGUAUACUUAGGUAUUCUGCCGGAUGAUGGUCUGUGCUCAUUGCUCAUGCUUGCCAGAUGCUAUUUGUUUGAGAACCUCAAGUCGGAGUGUAUUAUGAAGAUAGUUCAAACGGUGACCCCUGAAGGCCUGCACCGGUUUAUGGGCUUUGCUUGUGAGAACAAUAUGCCGGAGUUGGGUGUAGCAUUACUGCAGACUCCUCAUGAAGUUGUUCACCAAGCCCAUGUGAUGAGUAAGAGUGACAGGAAACGAGUUCAUAGUGAGGAUUCUGAAGAGCCAAAAAGAGGAAGAAAAUGAAGAAAUAGAUUUUUUAAAGUGUGUUGCAGAUGUCAAAGACUGUAUACUAUAUUCUGGCAAGCCAGCUUUGUCAGUAGAAAUAUUGCCAAAUUUGAAAAUUGCAUGUGUAAAAGAUUUAGUUUUUUUAUAAAAAAAAUUGCUUACAAAGUUGGUUUGCCAAAGUAUUAAUCUAUUUUAAGUUAUUUUUUAUUUCGUUGACAUUUAAUUCUAAUCAGGCGUAAAAGCCCAUCUUAAGAAGACAAAGGUUUCUUAAGAGAAAAAUUUGUUAAUUUUUUUUGUACCUAUUGUUGAUUGUAGCUUAAACAAGGUUUUGUAUUAUUAUGUUAUUAUCAAAGAGUAAGAAAAUACUCAGAUUAUGUUCCUGUUAAAUAUUAAUUACAUUUUAAUUAAUAACUAUGACAAUCAUGAGACUUCUGUGACCAAAUAUAUCAAGAUUCGUAUUGUUAUAAUACUAAAAGGGCUUAAGUAUUAGAUACACAUGAU
Leguminivora glycinivorella is the source of this 1583-nucleotide messenger RNA. RefSeq lists its product as uncharacterized. The transcript has 2 exons. Gene Ontology annotation, molecular function: protein binding. The record is from RefSeq and is a predicted model, not a curated record. Lineage: Eukaryota; Metazoa; Arthropoda; Insecta; Lepidoptera; Tortricidae. Bases 168 to 1100 code for a protein of 310 amino acids.